AAUGGAUAACACAUUCUCGUGCCGUGUUGAGAUCGAAAUUAGUCAAUAGUAGCUGUAACGAUGCAUGUUGUUAUCGCUUGUAUACUAGACAAACGUUCAAAAAUAUGGCCUUGGUCAGGAGGGAACAAAUUUCAUUUGAUUGUCUACAAGAACUGUGUCUACAAACUAAGAUGUGGGCCCCUGAAAUUUCAAGGAUACAAAAAUUUCUCUCAGCAUUAAUAACAACAUCAUCAAGUGCCCUCAUUGACCAGGCGAUAGAAAAGCUACAACUUAUGGGAGCUCUAGACGAAAGGGAAAAUCUAACAAACCUUGGAAUUCAUUUGAGAGGACUCAGCGUGGAACCUCGUAUAGGAAAAAUGGUAAUAUCGUCGAUAGUAUUUAGAUGUAUCGACCCUGUUCUCACUAUAGCAGCAUUUUUGUCUCGGAAAUAUUUACUGCAAUGGUGCACCCAUGAAGUAGAUUUUAUAAGAAAAAACAGACAAACAUUGGUCGACGGGUACAUGAGCUCUCACCUAUUUUAUAUCGAGAUUUUCAAAAAAUGGCAGGAAUCGAUGGCAAAUGGCUCUUUAUUGAGAUUUUGCCGAGAAUACGACGUGAACCAUGUAAUGAUGAACUCUGUACUGAGCACAAGAAAGAAUCUGGUCGGUGAAAUUCGUUCACUUGAGUUUUUCCCUCAGUCCAGCAAUCUUCAAAGGUUUAACGAAAACUCUAAUUGCUGGCCUUUGAUCAAGGCCGCACUUUGUGCAGGCUUGUGUCCCAAUUUCGCAUAUCCCUUCAAAGGAACAUUUUGUACGGGCUUUAGGGAUAACUUGAAGUUAUUUGAUGGUACAUGUCCUGAACCACUAAUGGUAGUUUAUGAUGAUACUAUCGAACAAGACAACGUGGGAUACUUAAGAGGUGUCACUGUUAUCACACCCAUGACUAUCAGCUUAUUAUCUAAAGGAGUUCUAGGGAGCUAUAUUCAAGUAGAAUACGGUUACUCAUUUAAAGACCUCGCUAGGCUUAUUCACAAUCUAUACCAGAAAAUCGUAAUAAGCCCACAAUGUCAUAACUUUUCAAGCAUUGACAACGACAUUUUGAACUGUUUGAAGGAUAUUCUUGAAAUCGAAGAAGUGUCUGCCGGCUUAAAAAUUCCGAGUCGGGUUGGUCAACCCCCAAGAUAUUUUUACCCUCAAACAACUAUUCGCAGUCAGUCACAGUGGUCGUACGAUACCGCAUGUUCUCUGUCGGUACCGGAAGCAAAGGAAAACAAGAUGGCUUUUUGCGAAGAUCAACAGAGCAACGGUUUUCCUACCCAUCGGUUACAGUAUUGUCCUAAUAUGGACAGGCCAAACAUGUUUUUCAAUAUGUCAAGCUUGAAGAGAGAGGGAAAAGUUUUUCUACUCAUAAAAGCGAAAGAGUGGUCGAGUAUUCAUAUAGGAUACACGACAUCAAGAUGGACGUUUGCACCGCAAACGGAGAAAAAGAUUAUUCAAUUGAACUGUAAUGAACCCGAGAAAGAUAUAUGGUUAUUCUUCACAUCAAAAGAUUCUAACGCAUUCCAAGGUGUCGCCAGAUACAUUAGCUUCAGAAAUGAGCAAGUAGGAAGACCCAAAGCUGACAUUUUAUGGAUACAUAAGAGUCAAAUUCCGUUUUCGAAUGUCAGACAUUUAACAAACGGCGCGAACUCUAACCAGCGAGUAUACGAAGGAGUAGACGGACAAAUUAUUGAGACAUCUGUCGGAUAUGAGCUACUGAGAAUUUACCAAGGAGUUUAAAGUUUUUUAAAAUGUUAAACAUAGAGAAGAAUAUUACCAAAUAUAAAAAUGUACUAUAGUAAGAUGUUAAUUGUUAAAUGAAUUUAUUUAUUAUAGCUAAUAGUUCUUUAAAGAGGUGGAUAAUACAACAUUUGAAUAAAAAAUAUAUAUACUGUAAUGGCAAAACAAUCAUCAAUGUACGUUAUGCACUCAAUAAUGUCAUCAAAAAUACCAACCUAAUCUUGUCGUCGAGUAAAAAGUUUCCAGUUUCAUUAUAACCAGUGGCGGCUGGUGAUAUUUUGUUCAAUGGGGCGUUGAUUCGAAAAUACCAAAAAUAAAUAGGCUCUUACAAAAGCCUACUUCUCAAGAUGACACUGUAUCCUUCUAUUUUUAUCGGAGAUAAGUCUGGAGAAUUUUGUCCAACUAAAGUUUUUUCGAUUGAGAACAUAGCAAGUGCCGUCAGUUUUUCUUCGGCAUUGUACUCCUUAGAAACAUCUUGAUCAAUUUCAAAGUAGAGGAACAUCUUUUCGUUUCUGUAGUUGUCAUUGGCAUAUUUAUUACAAUCAUCAAAAUUUUACUUAUGUCACAAAAUGUUAAAUCCAAACCAUAUGACACUAUUAAAGGACAUCGCACACAUCUUAUGGAAAAUAUAAUGUCACUCAAAUUCAAU
Diabrotica virgifera virgifera (western corn rootworm) is the source of this 2406-nucleotide messenger RNA. Its product is annotated as 3'-5' RNA helicase YTHDC2-like. Gene Ontology annotation, molecular function: RNA binding. Bases 105 to 1757 code for a protein of 550 amino acids. Gene Ontology annotation, cellular component: intracellular anatomical structure. The record is from RefSeq and is a predicted model, not a curated record. Lineage: Eukaryota; Metazoa; Arthropoda; Insecta; Coleoptera; Chrysomelidae. The transcript has 10 exons.